Dipodomys ordii (Ord's kangaroo rat) is the source of this 1099-nucleotide messenger RNA. RefSeq names its product polyglutamine binding protein 1 (gene Pqbp1). Bases 137 to 943 code for a protein of 268 amino acids. The record is from RefSeq and is a predicted model, not a curated record. Gene Ontology annotation, molecular function: lipid binding; protein binding. The transcript has 7 exons. Lineage: Eukaryota; Metazoa; Chordata; Mammalia; Rodentia; Heteromyidae. Gene Ontology annotation, cellular component: cytosol; plasma membrane.
UGGCUGUGGAGUGUAAAGCUCAUUUUGUGCUGCGAGGGGAGAAAAUCCGUUGGAAUUGCUAAUUUUGAGGGCAAGAGACCUGAUAACUUUCGGCUAUCCGCACCUACGGCAUUGAUAACGCACGGGUUUGUCAGCUAUGCCGUUGCCUGUUGCGUUGCAGACUCGAUUAGCCAAGAGAGGCAUCCUCAAACAUCUGGAACCGGAGCCCGAGGAAGAGAUCAUUGCGGAGGACUACGAUGAUGAUCCUGUGGACUAUGAGGCCACCCGAUUAGAAAGUCUGCCACCAAGUUGGUACAAGGUGUUCGACCCUUCUUGUGGGCUCCCUUACUAUUGGAAUGCAGACACAGACCUUGUAUCUUGGCUCUCUCCCCAUGACCCCAACUCCAUCGUUACCAAAUCUGUCAAGAAGCCUAAGAAUAAUAAUGCAGAUGCUGAAGAGAAGGUGGACCGGAACCAUGAAAAGCCGGAUAGGAACCAUGAGAAGCCGGAUAGGAAUCAUGAGAAGCCAGACAGAGUUGAGAAGUCAGAGCGGAAUCAUGAAAAAUCUGAUAGAGAGCGAGAGCGUAACUAUGACAAAGUGGAGAGAGAAAGAGAGCGGGAACGGGAACGGGAACGGGAACGGGACCGGGACCGUGGGUAUGACAAGGCAGACCGGGAAGAGGGCAAAGAACGUCGUCACCAUCGACGGGAGGAGCUGGCUCCCUACCCCAAAAACAAAAAGGUGACCAGCCGAAAGGAUGAAGAGUUAGACCCUAUGGACCCCAGCUCGUAUUCAGAUGCACCCCGGGGUACAUGGUCAACAGGACUCCCCAAGCGGAACGAGGCCAAGACAGGAGCUGAUACAACAGCAGCUGGGCCCCUCUUCCAGCAGCGUCCAUACCCAUCCCCAGGAGCUGUGCUCCGGGCCAAUGCUGAGGCCUCCCGAACCAAACAGCAGGAUUGAAGCUUUGCUCUCCACGGCCCUGGCAGUUUUCCUUCUUUCUUUCCUUUUUUUUUUCUUGUGGUGGUACUGGGGAUUGAACCCAGGGCCUCUGUGUGUGCUAACUAAAUCUCUACCACCACUGAGCUUCAUUCAAUAAAUUCUUUUCUGUGGAUCACA